UUCAGGAUGACCUCCGUCAUCUCUAAAUUUAUCAUCAAGACCCUGUGCGACAACCAGGGAAGUUUGGACUUCAGGCGCCUGGAUGAGAAGAUCGGGCAGAGUUUCACUGUUGCGGAGCCAGUCCUGCGGAGUGUCCUCUUCGACGACGGUAAAAUAGCCAUACAACAAGGCCGACAGAAGGUCGUCGGCAAUCAAAUAAUCAGCUCGGAUAGUCUGGUAGUGGUUAAAACCAGUCUGCGGAUCUGUCAGAAAAAACCCGGAGAGUGUCAACAGUGCGAUGGGUUACACCUCUGCAGGUAUUUUGUUUGCGGAGACUGCACGUUCGGACUCAAGUGUAAAAAUCCCCAUAGUCUGGCUUCUCCAUACAAUGCAGAGCUUUUGAAGAGAUAUGAUCUAAACGAUUUGACGGAGAAACAGCUGUUCCAGCUGUUACUGCAGAAUGACCCUUAUCUGCUUCCUGAGAUCUGCCCACAUUACAACAAGGGCAACGGUUUGCACGGUUCCUGCAAGUACACCAAUUCCUGCACCAAGCUUCACGUCUGCCAGCACUAUCUCCAGGGUGACUGUAAGUUUGGCUCUAAGUGUAAGAGAACCCAUAAUGUUGAUGUGGAUGGAACGAAGAUCUUCAGAGGAUUCAGUCAGGAGAAUAUUCAAAACCUUCCGGAGAUCUACAGAAAUAAAUUCAUCAUCAUGGGCCAACAGGAGAGACAGGCUACUGCUGUUCCUGUGCUGCCAGAGGUGAGAAUCCCCACUCAGAAACCUUCCAACAGCAACCCUGGAUCCCCCACUAGUGCUGCUUGUCCAUCUAAACUCAUGAGCGACGCUGACAGGAAUGAAAUCUGCCUCUUCUUCAUUCGCAGACACUGCAGCUUCAAAGAGAAGUGUGCUCGUGUCCAUUGGCACCUACCUUACAGAUGGCAGGUAUUAGAUGGCGAUGGUGUGACCUGGAAGGACCUGCCUAAUAUGGAAGACAUUGAGAAGGCCUACUGUGACCCAGGACAUGACACAAGCUGCAUGGAUCCACCAUCGCCCAGCUUAGGGAUUUUCAGCUUUCUGUCUUUUCAAAGCUCUGCAGCCCCUGAUGUGCAGUCAGUUGACUUCAUGAAAAUGACAUUUGGAGGGUCUCCAGUUCGUCGCCUGUCCACUGCCUCCUCUGUCUCAAAGCCCCCUCACUUCAUUCUUACAACACAGUGGCUUUGGUACUGGAAGGAUGACAGCAGUAAAUGGCUGGAGUUUGGACAGGGUGAUGGUGACACACCAGCCUCUGUCACUUCUCAAACUCUGGAGAAUGUGUACCUGGCUGACAGAGAUACUGAGAUUCCUUUUGGUGCUGGCACACAGCAGUAUAUCCUCCACUUCAAAGGUGCAGCGGGAACACAGCAGAUGUAUCAGCAGAAUGUAAAAUACAAAACCAAGAGAGAGGUCAGACGGAGGCCUUGCUUUGUGUCUGCUCAUGAUGUGGAGGUGAAGCUGAAGAGUGCUUCAUCACACAGCUCCAGCUCCUCCACAGCUGAAAGUUUCCCACCUCACUGGGACAAGAAUGCCCUACCAGAUUUUGGAUACAAGCUCGUACUUCUCUCCACAUCUGCAAAGGAGUAUAGUAUGAUUGAGAUGUUGUUUAAGCGCACCAUGCCUCAGUGUAAAAUUAACAACAUCCAGAGGAUCCAGAACCCCUCUCUGUGGAAAGUCUUUCAGUGGCAGAAAGAGCAGAUGAAGAAGAAGAACGGAGGGAAGACUGUGAAUGAGCAGUACUUGUUCCAUGGGACAGACAAGUCCCUGAUUGAAGCCAUCUGUGAGCAAAACUUUGACUGGAGGAUGUGUGGUGUCCAUGGCACGGCCUACGGCAAAGGGAGCUACUUUGCCAAAGAUGCAUCCUACUCAGACAGAUAUGCCAGUGCCAAAGGAAGCCGUAACAAGAUCAUGUUUGUUUCUCUGGUCCUGGUGGGGGAGUACACCAGGGGAAGCAGCAGCUAUGUCCGGCCCCCACCAAAGGGCAACAGCAAAACCCUCUACGACAGUUGCGUUGACCACAAGAGCAACCCCAGCAUCUAUGUUGUCUUUGAAAAACAACAGAUUUAUCCAGAGUAUCUUAUCGACUAUGCAUAAAUCACAAUUGCUGUUGUUUCCAUUUCUGAAGAUUUUGGUCUGGACAAUAUUUACUUUGACUGGAAGCAGCUAGUGGCUGUGUUAGAGGUUUGUGGGGUUAAAUACAAUUGAAAGUCCUACAUUCAAAAUCUUAAGUAAAAGUACAGAAGUUGUAUCAACAAAAUAUAUCAAAAGUACAAGUACUCUUUAUAUGGCAGGAUGGCCUCUGUGAGCGUAGUAUUAUUAAAUAUUAAAUGAAUGGGUUGUUAUUACUGAUGCAUAAUCGGUUGAGGCAGAUUGGGGUGGAGCUAAUUUGAAAAACUUUAUAUACGGUUGGGUGGUGUGAGCUAUAGCCACACAUCAGAUUUUAUAAACAUAUGUUAUAAUAUUUUCAUCUUAAGUGUAGUGGAGUAGAAGUGUAAAGUAGGAGGAAAUGGAAAUUCUUUCCAUUUUUUGGUGUGAUUAUUACUGCGCAUCCUGGUGAAUUGCAGAAUGUGUACAAACAGAAAAUAAUGCUUUUCCUUGACCAAUGUCUGUUUUUGUGAUCGGUUUCUAUUUUGUUGUGAUAAGGUUAAAGUCUAAAUGAAGGAUACUGAGGGUGACAAACUAUCUGGUGUUUUGGAAUGAAACUGUUUGUUAUGUAAUAAACAUACUAAUUAUAUAACAAUAGAACAAACCAA
This is a messenger RNA of Siniperca chuatsi (mandarin fish), 2765 nucleotides long. It is a transcript of the gene parp12a, whose product is annotated as poly (ADP-ribose) polymerase family, member 12a. Bases 7 to 2106 code for a protein of 699 amino acids. The record is from RefSeq and is a predicted model, not a curated record. The transcript is spliced from 11 exons. NCBI's taxonomy places the organism in Eukaryota, Metazoa, Chordata, Actinopteri, Centrarchiformes, Sinipercidae. Gene Ontology annotation, molecular function: metal ion binding; NAD+ poly-ADP-ribosyltransferase activity.